This is a messenger RNA of Ambispora leptoticha, 810 nucleotides long. NCBI's taxonomy places the organism in Eukaryota, Fungi, Glomeromycota, Glomeromycetes, Archaeosporales, Ambisporaceae. The record is from the annotation of a GenBank genome assembly.
UGAAGAUAGUUGAAGCUAAAGUAGGAAAGCAAAAAGUCAAUUGUCAUCUUGAACCAGGAUUUCUUGGUCCAUCUAUGUGUAGUGAUAAGCUCCUCAAGAAAAUUGGUGGUAAAAUUAGCAGAAAGUUGACUCCCAAAGAGAAAGAUAGCAAAUUCAUCAGAGAGAAAACUACAUCUCCACUUGGAUUGGCCAUAAUUCCACUUACCUUUACUUCUAAUAUAAUAAACAAUCAUCACCUUAGUAAUUGCCAGAGGCAGACACACAGUGGCUAUAGAUCCAUCACAAUUCCGACUGAAACGUAUCUACCGGAAAUAGUAAUAGAUGCAAAAAAUGCUUUUGUAAGAACCACCUUACACAUUAAGGACCUCAGAACCAAAAAAAAGCCAAGGAUUAAUGUAUCUGUUAAUAAAAGAGAUAUUCACGAUUUUUACAAAUCACUUUCUGGGGAGUCAGAUUCUUCGGAUUCUUCGGAUAGUGAUUCAGGUAAUUCUUCCACAUCUAGUUCGGAAAUAGAAGUUAUACAUAUGCAUAAGACUGAAGCAGUAGGCUCGAAGAGCCAUUGCUGUGCAAUAAGGAAACGCCCCAUUCAAAAGCGUAAAUUUCUAUGGAGGCCGAAUAAUAACAGGUUCGAAGAUCCCGCUAUGUUAAGAAUGGGAGAUUCGUUUGAUAAAGAGCAAGUCACUAACGUAAUAGAUCCCUCUAGCAAAUUUCGGGUUGAGUGGAACAUUAUAAAUAAGAAGGAAUCAUUGAAAUUAGUUUCUCACCUUCCCAUGAAUUUUAAAAGGAAACGUAAAAUGAGUGAUACUGGUC